This is a messenger RNA of Orbilia oligospora ATCC 24927, 795 nucleotides long. RefSeq lists its product as uncharacterized. Bases 1 to 795 code for a protein of 264 amino acids. The transcript is spliced from 2 exons. The record is from RefSeq and is a predicted model, not a curated record. Lineage: Eukaryota; Fungi; Ascomycota; Orbiliomycetes; Orbiliales; Orbiliaceae.
AUGGACGUCGAUGGACCCAGUAAACAGGCUCCAGUCGAUAAGCAUGCUCCCCUACCAAUAACCCAAUUUCUCUUCGACUGUGACAAUACUCUCGUUCGCUCCGAAGAAAUCGCCUUCGACGUCUGUGCCGGACUCAUAAACAACUUACUCUCCCAAAAAUGCCCCUCAACAACCACAAACUACACCGGCCGAUCACUCCAAUCCGAAUUCGUCGGCCAGAACUUCGCGGGUAUGCUUCGACAAAUCGAAGGAAUCUACAAAUUCACAUUAUCGCCCGAAGAACGUGAAGGUCUAAUAAACCAAGAAGUCACGACUAUUACCGAAGAACUGGGGAAAAAAGCAAGACCCUGCGUCAAUGCCAAUGAAGUAUUGAAGGAAUUGAAGGAUACGGGGAAAUAUGGGUUUGCGGUUGUAUCUUCCUCGGCAGGGCCGAGGGUUUUGGCUGCUUUGAGGAAGGCGGGACAGAUGGAGUUUUUUGAUGAGAAACUUAUCUUUUCGGCUAUGACCUCCUUGCCUGUACCGACGAGUAAGCCCGAUCCCGCGAUUUAUAAGUAUGCUUGUAGGAAGCUUGGGAAGGAUCCGAGGGAGUGUAUCGCCGUUGAGGAUAGUGUUAGUGGUGUGAGAAGUGCUGUUGCGGCGGGGAUUAAGACUGUUGGGUAUCUGGGAGCUUACGAACCAGAUGAGAGAGAAGCGAAGGGAAAAGAUUUGAAGAAGUAUGGAGUGGAGUAUUGUAUUGAGGAUUGGAGAGAGUUGGAGAGUGCUAUUGAGGCUCUGGGAAACUCGAACGUUUGGUGA